This is a messenger RNA of Hibiscus syriacus, 882 nucleotides long. Its product is annotated as FAD synthetase 1, chloroplastic-like. Gene Ontology annotation, cellular component: endoplasmic reticulum. Gene Ontology annotation, molecular function: FMN adenylyltransferase activity; protein C-terminal S-isoprenylcysteine carboxyl O-methyltransferase activity. The transcript has 5 exons. Gene Ontology annotation, biological process: riboflavin biosynthetic process; C-terminal protein methylation. Bases 1 to 867 code for a protein of 288 amino acids. The record is from RefSeq and is a predicted model, not a curated record. NCBI's taxonomy places the organism in Eukaryota, Viridiplantae, Streptophyta, Magnoliopsida, Malvales, Malvaceae.
AUGGUUGCUGUUUCAUUUUCUCUGCUACUGUCUGGUGGGAUUGUUGCAUUGGGAAAGUUUAAUGCUCUUCAUAUUGGUCAUAAAGAACUUGCAAUUCAAGCAUCUAAGGUUGGAAUCCCAUAUCUUUUGUCGUUUGUAGGAAUGGCCGAAGUCCUUGGUUGGGAGCCUAGGCCUCCCACAGUUGCCCGAUGUGAUCGUGUUCUUUCCUCUUGGGCUCCGAAUUGUGGUAAUGCGGCUCCCAAGGAGUUCCAGGUACAAUUUACCAGUGUUAGGCAUCUUAGUCCGAUGGAGUUUGUGGAGAAGCUAGCAAAGGAGCUGGCAGUUUGUGGAGUUGUAGCAGGUGAAAACUAUCGCUUUGGUUAUAAAGCUGUUGGUGAUGCUUCAGAAUUGGUGAGAUUGUGUGAUGAGUUUGGUAUGGCUGCUUACAUUAUAAAUUCUGUCAUGGACAGGCACCAAGAUGCUAGAAAUAUGAAUCGUUUAGAUUUAAAAGACAGGGGGCAAGUUUCGUCUACCCGUGUUCGACGCGCGCUAGCCAAAGGUGACAUGGAAUAUGUAUCGGAGCUUCUAGGUCGCCCACAUCGCUUGUUAUCUAUGAUUAAAGAUUGGGAAAACUUUACUAGUACUAGCAGUAAACAAAUGGUGUCAGCUCCAAAAUCUUCUUUGCUAAAUCUACCACCAAAAGAUGGUUUUUACGAGAACUGUGCUCUUUUAUUUGGAGAACAUGAACCGGUAACAUGUAGAGUGUCUAUUGACACAACGCAUAUCCAUCUAGAGAUGGAUCGAGUAGAUUUUGUUGAUGAGUAUCACUCUCGAAAUUCUCAGGUCUUGGGUAUUGAAUGCUGCAAAUCGAGAGUUAAUUUUGCUUAGCUUAAGUUAUCUUUU